Messenger RNA from Ruditapes philippinarum (Manila clam), 1880 nucleotides. RefSeq names its product adenylosuccinate lyase-like. The coding region runs from base 26 to 1492 and encodes 488 amino acids. The record is from RefSeq and is a predicted model, not a curated record. Gene Ontology annotation, molecular function: (S)-2-(5-amino-1-(5-phospho-D-ribosyl)imidazole-4-carboxamido) succinate lyase (fumarate-forming) activity; N6-(1,2-dicarboxyethyl)AMP AMP-lyase (fumarate-forming) activity. NCBI's taxonomy places the organism in Eukaryota, Metazoa, Mollusca, Bivalvia, Venerida, Veneridae. Gene Ontology annotation, biological process: 'de novo' AMP biosynthetic process. Gene Ontology annotation, cellular component: cytosol. The transcript has 15 exons.
AAAAGUUUCUAGGAAACAUUUGAAAAUGGAGCUAUCACCACCAGAUGGAAUGAUGCAAUCUGAACUUGCCAAGUACCGUACUCCUCUAGUAUCUAGGUAUGCAAGCCCAGAAAUGGCGUAUAACUUUAGUGAUAUGAAGAAAUUCACUACAUGGAGGAAAUUAUGGACAUGGCUGGCUAAAGCUGAAAAGACACUAGGGUUGAACAUAACAGAUGAACAGAUAAACGAAAUGGAGAAAAACUUGACAAAUAUAGAUUUUGAGAGAGCAGCGAUAGAAGAGAAGAGGCGUCGUCAUGAUGUCAUGGCACAUGUACAUACAUUUGGUGUUUGUUGUCCGUCUGCUGCACCAAUCAUUCAUCUCGGAGCCACGUCAGCUUUUGUUGGUGAUAACACUGAUCUGAUUGUGAUGAGGGAUGCAUUUGACAUCAUUCUUCCAAAGUUAGCAAGAUGUGUGCAAAGGUUAUCCCUGUUUGCUGAAAAUAACAAAGCCUUGCCAUGUUUAGCUUAUACACAUUUACAGCCAGCCCAGUUGACCACAGUUGGUAAGAGAGCUUGUAUUUGGAUCCAAGAUUUACUGAUGGACAUUAGAAAUAUAGAGAGAGCUAGAGAUGACCUCAAGUUUCGAGGUGUUAAAGGAACAACAGGAACCCAAGCCAGCUUUCUUGCCCUGUUUGAAGGAGAAGAAGAUAAGGUUGAAAUCCUGGACAAACUAGUUACAGAUAUGGCAGGAUUUAAACAACAUUUUCUGAUAUGUGGACAGACUUACUCUAGGAAAGUUGACAUAGACUGUUUAAGUACAUUGUCUAGUCUAGGAGCAUCUGUACAUAAGAUUUGCACAGAUAUCCGUCUUCUUGCAAGUUUCAAAGAAUUAGAAGAACCUUUUGAAAAAGAACAAAUUGGUUCAAGUGCUAUGCCAUACAAGAGAAAUCCUAUGAGAAGUGAACGCUGCUGUGCCCUGGCUCGUCACCUUAUGUGUCUGAUACAGAACCCAUUAAUGACAGCAUCUACACAAUGGAUGGAGAGAACAUUAGAUGAUAGUGCUAAUAGGAGAAUAAGUCUAGCAGAGGCAUUUCUUACAGCUGAUAUAAUACUUAGUACAUUACAGAACAUUUCAGAGGGACUUGUUGUUUAUCCUAAGGUGAUAGAGAGAAGGCUAAAAUUAGAACUUCCUUUCAUGGCCUCGGAGAAUAUCAUCAUGGCUAUGGUGAAAGCUGGUGCUGACAGACAGGAGUGUCAUGAGCAGAUCCGUGUAUUAUCUCAGGAAGCUGGAAAUGUUGUAAAACAAGAGGGAGGAGACAAUGAUCUCGUAGAGAGGAUAAAACGGUCAUCUUACUUUAUACCCAUACACAGCCAGCUCAAUAAAAUACUGGACCCUUCUACAUUUACUGGUCGGGCACCAGACCAGGUAAAGAGGUUCUUAGAGGUUGAGGUGAAACCAGCUAUUAAACCAUAUUCCAAUAAACUAGAUGAAAUAUCAGAAUUGAACUUGUAACAAGACGUUAUCAUAUUAGCUCAUACAGAGAUUUCUCCUCUUACUAUUACCUCUAUAUGAUAACUCCCUACUGGUGUUUGGACAAUUGAGUUACAAUAUAUGUUAAGAGUGCCAUCAAGACAUCAUUUACGAGAAAUGCUAGAUUGAACUUAUUGGAUGUGCUAUAAAUGCUAGUUUGAAAUUCAAGGACAUGUGUAAAGAAAUACUAGUUUAAAACUCUUGGAUGUGUAAUAGGAAAUGCUAGUUUGAAAUUCAAGAAAAUAUAAGAAGAUAUGCGUGUUUGAAAUCUAAGGAUAUGUAUGAAGAAUUGCUAGUUUCAGUAAUAGUUUGAGAUUAAGGGACAUGUAAACGUUUGAUAUACACAAAAGUGUAAAAAAAAUCAAGCUGU